Molecule: messenger RNA, 3251 nt
Organism: Corylus avellana
Lineage: Eukaryota; Viridiplantae; Streptophyta; Magnoliopsida; Fagales; Betulaceae
Gene: UPL5
Product: ubiquitin protein ligase 5
Biological process (GO): protein polyubiquitination; ubiquitin-dependent protein catabolic process
Cellular component (GO): cytoplasm
Molecular function (GO): protein binding; ubiquitin protein ligase activity
Source: RefSeq, a predicted model, not a curated record
CUUUCUGAAGACGGCUGUGAAACAAAAAGGCCAGACGGCAAUUCCGAUCAAAUCCUCUCUAUUAUUUCCUCUCUUCGAGAGAGAACUCUCUAGGUUUUCCCCUUGGCUAAGCUUUUCCAUGUGCUCUCCUGCACCGUACCUCUGACUACUACUCCACUGGCGGCGGGGGCCCCACCGUAAAUGUCUCUCGUGCAAACCUCCACCGUCGAUUGCGUCCCCCAGCGCACCGGCCCAACCUCCACCACCACGACCACAACCAUCAACGCGAUCAUCACCGCCGUCGAUCAGCCGCGGCUCUCGUCAAAACGCAAACUGGACGACUAUGGUGACGACGAGAACGACGACGUUUUCCCCGAGUUUGUCUCCGUCAGAAUGAGGAAAGACGAACCCAACGCCGUCCACUCCUCUUCCGACGCACCAUCCCACGCCGUCACCGCCACAAACGCCACCACCUCUCAGUUCAAUCCUAGGGUUCCCGAUGCCCGAUCGGCCUCGCGCGCGUGCGCGGCCCAGGCCGAGUUGACUCAGUCCGCGUCGCGGUUACAGUUUUUCAUAAGGAUGAUCUCCGAGGGGAAAACUAUGGUAAUCCAAGCUUACACGGACGACACCGUGCGAUCUGUCCACGAGCGAAUCCAAUUGCAGACCGGGAUUCCGGUACACGAGCAGAGACUGAUAUACCGAGGAAGGCAGCUCCAGGCGGAGCGAUCCCUCUCCGAGUGCAACAUCCAAAACGACGCCGGACUGCAAUUGGUUGGCCGUAUGCGCAGCACGGAGCACCCUCACGCCUGGCAAGUCAUCAACGACAUCGUUUCAGUGGUGUGCCGUCUCUGCCGAGGCGAACCGUUCCCUUCGGCAGCGAAAUACAUUAAAGUCAGGAUGACGGAGUUCUUGACAGUGAUGCCGAAGGACGAGGAGCAAUUGGCCUCCGGCCAUUUACAGAUUUUCUUAUUGUCUUCCGCUCCGGCGGCGUUGGUGAUGCUCUAUAUGUCGCCGAUCAAAGGUAACAAAGACUGUGCGGAUAGCUCAAUUAGGCAUUUUUUGAAUUCAAGUCGAAAUUCGUUGCCGAAACAGUAUCAUAAUUAUUGUGCACCUCUAGUUUUAGAGUUUUGUAAGUUGCUUAGAAGAGCUGCAAAUGAGGAUCCUUUAUAUUUAUCGUGUCGGAGUACACUUGGGUCGUUAUUGGAAUCGAUUGGAUCCCCGGAGAGUUCUAAAGGAGUGAUUGUGAUGCAGGAGAUUUUCCCGUUUGUUAGUGAGCUGGCGAGUAGGUUGUCUAAGGACUUAGGUUUGAGUAUGGAAUCGCCCACAGGCGUGGGGCCACAAUUGGGUGAUGUUCGCGAUUUUGCUGCUUUCUUGCUCCCUCUGCGGACUGCGAUCACAGAACAAGUUGGGUUUCGGGGUCCAAAUCCUGUGUCGGUGGGUGGUACUGAGCCUAAGCAUCCAUUGUAUGGGGAAGAGAUUGAGUUUCUUCAUCUUUUGUUUAUUGAUUUGUUGAAGAGAAUGGGGGAAUGCCUCCACAAGAUGGAGGAGUGCUUGGCUGUAAAACACAAGGGGGAAGGUGAGAAUAUUUAUACUGGUUGGUCUCAAUAUCUUGCCAUAUUGAAGGAGCUCUAUAGCAUUUCCCAACUUUAUCAGGGCGCUGAAGAAGAAUUUUGGACAGUUCUGAGGCUUGGAAAGUCCUCACUAUGUGCGCUGAUUGUCAGAUAUGCAAAGCGAACUGAUGAUCAUCAGUGGCUUCUUGAGCGAAAGGACGUGACUGAUUUUGAAUCUAGGAGGCAUUUGGGGAUGAUGAUGUUUCCAGAGGUAAAAGAAGACUAUGAGGAGCUGCAUGAGAUGCUCAUUGACAGGUCUCAAUUGCUUGCAGAAUCGUUUGAGUAUAUAGCACGGGCAGAUGCUGAGGCUCUACAUGCUGGUCUCUUUAUGGAAUUCAAAAAUGAGGAAGCUACAGGUCCUGGUGUAUUGCGGGAGUGGUUUUUUUUGGUGUGCCAAGCUAUAUUUAAUCCACAGAACGCGCUCUUUGUGGCAUGCCCAAAUGAUCGUAGAAGGUUUUAUCCAAGUCCAGCAUCUAAGGUGGAUCCCUUGCACCUUGACUAUUUCAAGUUCUCUGGUCGGGUAAUUGCAUUAGCUUUGAUGCACAAAGUGCAAGUAGGCAUUGUCUUUGAUCGUGCCUUCUUCUUGCAAUUAGCUGGAAAGUACAUUUCCUUGGAAGAUAUAAAGGAUACAGAUCCAUGCUUGUAUAAUAGCUGCAAGCAGAUUCUGGAGAUGGAUUCUGAUUUUAUUGACGCAGAUGCAUUAGGACUAACAUUUGUUAGAGAAGUUGAGGAGUUAGGAUCCAGAAGAGUUGUAGAGCUUUGCCAGGGUGGGAAAAGUAUUGUUGUGAACAGCAAGAACAGAGAAGAAUAUGUUAGACUUCUUAUUGAGCAUCGCUUUGUCACAUCUAUCUCAGAACAGGUAUCGCAUUUUGCUCAAGGUUUUGGUGAUAUUCUUUGCAACUCUGGGCUCCAGAAGUUCUUUUUCCAAAGUUUAGAGCUGGAAGAUCUUGAUUGGAUGCUUUAUGGAAGUGAAACUGCUCUCUGUGUUGAUGAUUGGAAGGCACAUACCGAGUACAAUGGCUACAAAGAAACAGAUCCUCAGAUAUUCUGGUUCUGGAAGAUUGUUGGAGGGAUGUCUGCAGAGCAGAGAAAGAUUCUUCUCUUUUUCUGGACCUCAAUCAAGUAUUUACCGGUGGAAGGUUUCCGCGGUUUGGCUUCCCGGCUUUAUAUAUACAGGUCAGCAGAGCCUCAUGAUCGACUGCCUUCAUCUCACACAUGCUUUUACAGGCUCUGUUUCCCAUCAUAUCCAUCAAUGGCUGUCAUGCAAGAUCGCCUUCACCUUAUCACCCAAGAACAUGUAGGCUGCAGCUUUGGUACUUGGUGAAAUUUCUACAUCUGCAUCCGGGUGAAAAGCGUUUUUGACUGCACAUACCACAAGAUGUAUUCAGCUUGUACAGAGAUUAUAGGAUAAUUGCGUUUCUCAUUAGACUAUGUAAGAAGCUGCUGCUAUAGUUAUCUUUAUCUUUGCUUGAAGAUUCCAAUGUCAUUGCUCUUUUUGUCUACUGUUUGUAUAGCUAUAGUAUAAAUAAAGCAGGGGGGCAGGAAAAAAGAAAUCUCUCUGCUUCCAUGGACUUCUUUCUAGUAUUAGAUAUUGGCUUAUCAUGACAUGUAAAAACACAGGGAUUACGCAAUGACAUGCAGGUCUGUCUCCUCUUUAAUAUU